Rhopalosiphum maidis (corn leaf aphid) is the source of this 3775-nucleotide messenger RNA. RefSeq names its product leucine-rich repeat-containing protein 49. The transcript has 11 exons. The record is from RefSeq and is a predicted model, not a curated record. Lineage: Eukaryota; Metazoa; Arthropoda; Insecta; Hemiptera; Aphididae. Gene Ontology annotation, molecular function: protein binding. The coding region runs from base 79 to 2628 and encodes 849 amino acids.
GGCACAACAAUCAUGACAUGGUGCCGUGCUAGAACCCUUUUAUACAAAUCGAAAUGACUACACACACGCUACUUUGCUAUGGCGACAAAUACACAAAUGGCUGAUUUUAUGUCGCCGAACAACGGAAUUUUGAACCACGAGAAUCCCGAUUUUGCCGUAUUUGGAGUAAAUAAUAAAGAACUCAUCGAUGGCAGUUUAAAUCCACAGCGUAGACAAACAUGCACCAACAUUCCAUUACUACCGGCAGCUUUGCAGCCUCGACUUCAUCAGAAACGAUCAUCUAUUGUAAAUAAUAAUAGUAAUCUAAAUGAAAACAUGAGCAACACAAAUCUGGUAUCAUUACAAACAUUAACAGAUGGAAAAAUCCAAGCUACUAGGUCUCAAUGUAUCAAGAGUCGUAAUCCAGAACGAAUGAGUUUAGAUAGACGAGGUUUGAUGAGCGUUCCAGUGAUUACUGGCGAAGCUCGUCUUCGACUGUUAUCAAUGCAACAUAAUUUACUAACAAAAUUAGAUGGUAUUUCUGGAGCUGGUUUAUCUAGACUAGUUUUCUUGGACGUAUAUGGUAAUCAACUAGAGAGAAUUACAGGUCUUGAAAGCUUGAACAAUCUACGUGUUCUUUUGUUAGGAAAAAAUCGAAUUAAACGCAUUGAGGGUUUGAAAACGUUACAUCGAUUAGAAGUUCUAGACUUGCAUGGUAACCAAUUAACUCAAGUAGGUGGACUGCAAAGUCAAGGUGAAUUAAAAGUUUUGAAUCUUGCUGGUAAUCAAAUCAAAGUAUUGGGUUCAUUGGACCUUACUGGCCUCAGGUCGUUACGAGAACUUAAUCUUCGAAGAAAUCGUUUAAAAUGUCUGUUAGGAUUUUCAGAGACUCAACAGUUAACGAAACUUUUUCUUAGUAACAAUGAAAUUAACACUAUUGACGAUAUGCCAAGUUUGGUGCAUUUAAAUAAGCUCCAAGAAUUAGCUAUUGAUAAUAACCCUGUAUCGGCUGUAGAAGAAUGUGUAUCAUUUUUGGUAUCACAUCUAUCUCAGCUUCAAGCACUAAAUCGUACUCAGGUGACCGAUCAGAUGAGACGUACUGCUGUGAUUUGGAAAGAAACUCGAGAAAGUCUUAAAUGUGUUGCAGCAAAUUCUAUACAAGAAUCCGGAAAAAAAGGUCGUGACAACAUAAUUUAUAAUGCUAAGUCUAAUUGGGAACAAAUGCGGUCUCAGCAUUGUGUAAAUCCCAAUUUAGCAACUUCACUGAAGGAUCUAAGAAGUUCAACAGAGACAGAAGAUGGUACUAAAAGUGAUUCUGCAUUAUGUAAAAAUUCAUUGGAAGAAAAUCCCGAAACAGCAACUGCAGAACAACGGAAAAAGAAAAUGUACUUUUUAUAUAAGAAUCGAACAUUUGUUGAAAAGAAGCUUUGUCGUCGUCCAACAACAGACAAAAGUGACACGGUGCCUGUAACUAGACUACCGCCAAUAUUGAACCAGUAUCUCAACCAAAGUCCAACUUCCAAAAGAAAAUCUGAAUUUAGACAAAAUGAUAGCAGUAGUUUAGAAAUAUAUCCGUCUGACCAUAGUGAACAAAGUAAAAGGAGUGUUUCCAGUUCAGUGAAUAUGGACGCUUCUUGUAGUGAUGACACCAGUAGCAGUUGUGAAUCAUCUUCAGAAGAAAAAAUCACCAAAGAACCAGCUAUCAAUACUCGACCAAUAAAAAGUGCUAAUCCUAGAAUGUCAGCUCCUAUCAUAAGUGAUCAGCAAGAAAGUAGUUUUAGACCAGCAACAUCCAGACCAAAACCAAAAUGCAAUGGUUCCAACCCAAAAGAUAAAAAUAAAGAGCAAGGUGGUGAUUAUUUAGUCGAAAUAACAGGAAAGUUCUUAAACGUAUACGGGCAGGGCAGUUUGCGAUACAUAGACAAACCUUGGAAUCAAUCAAAAUCAAAUGAUGUUUCAACAAUUAAAUUCAAUUAUGUUAAUUUCAAUUCUCUUGUACCAGUUUUUUCAAAAAUUAAAAAUCGUUUUCCAAACGCUGAAAACUAUUUUUUUCGCGACACAAAUAUUUACUGCCUUGGUCAGUUGAAUGCUCUAGCCGAUUUACAAGGAUUGGUUUCUUUGUACAUACAUGAAGAUGGAAAUCCUAUUACACGAAAAGAAUGGCAUUCUUAUGCAAUUUAUAGAUUAUCUCAUUGGGGAUUAAAAUUUAUUAAUGAUAAAGAGGUGGAUGAACCUCAAAUAACCAAAUCAAUGGAUACUUUUAAGGGACUAAGUAAUUUAGUAUUAUACUCACUGCCAGAAUCAUUGUUGACACCGUUGCUCAAUAAAUUACAGUUAGAUUAUAGUGCUGAAGAAAGCGCUUGUAAAUGGUUAAAGUCAUCAGACCCAGCUUUACGUAAUGUUGUUUGCAAAGAAGCAUUGCAAUGGCGUAAAAAUGGAAAUGCUCAGGAUGAAUGUAUUUGGAGACACAAAGGACUAGUUCAUUUCAAUUCAUUGAUCAAUACUACGUGUCUAGCAAUGGCAAAGCUGAUUUUAUUAGAACAGGAAUGGCCUAUUGUGCUCAAAGAACUCAUACAAAAUACAUUAGUUGACUAUUCACAACUUGAAGAGUACAUGAAAAGGAAAUUAAACGAUCUGCGACCUACUUAAAAUCAAUUAAUUUGUACCGUGUAGUUUCGGUCAACGUGCAACUAAAUAAUAUAUUAUUACCUACUAUAUACAUAUUUUAAUUAUACUCAUUCAUUUUAUACAUGCUCAUUGUAGACUUGUACUUACUUUGUAGAUACUACAAUUAUUAUAUUACUAUUGAUCCCAUUUUAUGUUCAUAAAUAAUAUAAUUCAUCCAUUUGUAAUAUAUAAAUAUUACAGUUAUAAUAAUCCAAUAAAUAUAUAAGGCAGAUUUCCGAUUGCAGGCUUACUUAGAUAAUGUGGAACCAGGCGCAAUAAACGAAUUAAAGUAAAUGUUACAAUUACGAACUAUACGAAGAUGAUAAAAUAGCAAUCGACCAAACUAAUAUAAGUACCAUAUACUAUCAUUCAAUCAUAUCAACGCGAUGAAACCGCAAUUAAAGAAUUAAAAUAAAUACCACGAUAAUCAAAUUAUACAAAGAUACUGGAACUAACACUACGACAAUUAAAUUUAAAAUAAAAAUAUCAAUCACAUAAUUACGGACAGAACAAACUAUCUAUAUCAAAAAUGCCGCAAAUAUACAUUCAAAAAAUCAUUGAAGAACGCAUAAAAAAUCACAACGCCCUCACAGCAUGAGUGCAGUGCAAAAAUCUCACCAACACGACACACAAGCUUCAAGCAGAAACACCGCCAAAAGAACACGAAAAAAUACUGAAGACACGCGAGAACAGCACAAGAUUCGAUUCCGCGUACUGAGACCUAUUUAUUAUUAAUUUCGUAACGUUGCGUUGGUUCCCCGUUUUCUAAGUAUAAACCUAGAUUGGUAUAUUGGCUUUAUUACUUAAAACUUAAAAACGUUCAUAUAAUUAUUUAUACUGCCUGACAUCCAAUAACAUGUUAAUACAUUGUCCUAUGAUCCUAAAUCCUAAUUUUAAUAUCUAUCCAACCCUUUCUAAAUAUCUUACAACAUUAAUAUACCAAUAUAGGUUAUACUCGAGCCCAAACGACUCAGUAUCUAUCUUAAUAAAGUAAAUCGGAUCGUAUAUAAUAAUGCUUAUCGAAUCACAACACCGAGAUAUCUACACACAUCCGUCGACGAAAAGAUGAAAUCAAAAUAAAUAAUUCUUGUGGACUUUUAUUGGCAUCGUCUAUUUGGGGUAUUUUCAG